GAUGGGGACAUAAGCACUCCAGAACCUGCCAGAUGAGUUGAGGACUUCCAGGACCUAGGGGACAAACUUCUGGGAACAAGAGUUUUUUUCCUCCACUGAGUGGAGGCUUAUGGGAAUGAUGCUACCAUUUCAGAAGCAGCACUUUCAGUAUCUUCUUGGAAGGAAUAGUAAGAACAGUGCAGGGGAGAUCCAGCUGUAAUGUAACAGAGAGAAAGGAGGGACUGAGAGCUAAGUGAUGUGAGUUUGAGACACCAAGAAGAGUUUCCAUACACUUGAGAAGAGACAAGUGAGAGUGACCUUAUGCAUGUCUAGAGUAUCUGAGGGGAGAGCGCCAGAAGGAUGGAGGGAGGGACCCAGGCUCUUCUCUGUGGUGCUGCACAACAGGACGACAGGCAGCGGGCAGGAACUGAUGCACAGAAAGUUCCACGUGAACAUGAGGAACAACUUUACUGUGCAGGUGCCCGAGCACUGGAGCAGCCAGAGAGGCUGUGGAGUCUCCCUCCUUGGAAAUACUCUAUAAGCGUCUGGAUGCAAUCCUGUGCAUCGUGCUCCGCGACCCUGCUUGAGCAGGGAGGUUGGACCGGGUGGUCUUUUCUAGCCUCGCCCAUUCUGUGAUUUCUUUUAAUGCCAUCUGAAUUACUUCAACCAAUCGCGAUUUCCGCCGCUCCGGCCGGCCGAAGCGCGUUCGCCCCUUCCCUUGUUAUUUUUGCCGCAGAAGGAGUUUCCGGGCGCAGCCUGUUGGGGCGGUGACCGAGCGCUGCCGCCCCGCGCGGAAGCUGGGGCGUUCCUCCAUGUCCAUGGCCUAUCCCUGGGCGGGCGGGCAGGAUGGGGCGGGCCGGGCCCCGCGCCGCCCUCAGGGGCCCGCGCGCGGACAUGGCGGCGCCCGCCUACCCCGCCUGGGUGACCCGCUGGGUGUCGGGGCAGUGGCGGAACAAGAAGCGGCCCCCCACGCUCCGCCCGUCCCGGACGCUGGCGCUGGCCGACAAGGUGGCGAACCGCCGGGAGCAGCCGACGGAGGCAACGUGCAUUACGGAGAUGUCGCUGAUGAUGGCCUGCUGGAAACAGAAUGACUUCAACGACGCACCUUGCGCCAAGGAGAUCAGGAUGUUCUAUGACUGCGUGGCAAAGGCAGAAAAAGAGCGCAAGAGUCAAAAUGAGGACACCCUGUCAUCCAGGGGAAACUUGCCUUCAAGCAAAGUGAACAAGCUGCUGAAGAGGUUUCCUCAGAUCACGCGUUAUGUAUAAUGUACUUUACAGAAGGGACUGUGGACAAGCAAUUAAAAUUGGGAUCUUGGUCAAAAAAAAGGAAAGUCAAGUUGAGUGAUUUUUUUUUGAUGUCAAGUGGUGUGCGGAUCUUGACUGUGCUUUUGAUUCCAGAGCAAAACCCACCCAUCUUGAGUAUCAGCUGGUUUUGUUCAUGAGACUCUUGGGAGAAAUCCAGUGUUAGGAUUUCUGCAGUGUGUUGUUCAACUAGCCUACUUGGGGCCUCCCAUUAAAUAAAACCUUCUAGGCAUACUUGUAAAUGCAUUUCCUAACAGGAUGACUUCUUCACAUGCAAGCUGCUUGUCCAGCUCUGGAGCUGCUAUCAAAAAGUGUUUGGGCUCAUACACUGAGCCAAACUGAUAGUAAUGAUGGUAGUAACUGAUGCUAUGAUGGCUUGUACUCUUACACAAUCUGGUGCCUCUUGAAAGUUUAUUUUAAUUUUCACUGCUGUAAGAAAAGGCUGUAGAAUUUAGAAAAAAAUCUCCAGCAAAAUACCUUGUUAAUAUGUAAUACUUUGGUAAUUAUCAAAUAUAGCUUUAACAUGGAAGUUUGUGGUUUAUACCCUCUGAUUUGCAGGUGGGACAGGUAUGGUGCCACGUAAGUUUGAUUAUUUUGUCUGUACUGCAAUAAAGCAAGGCUGG
Molecule: messenger RNA, 1904 nt
Organism: Cinclus cinclus
Lineage: Eukaryota; Metazoa; Chordata; Aves; Passeriformes; Cinclidae
Gene: CHCHD1
Product: coiled-coil-helix-coiled-coil-helix domain containing 1
Exons: 3
Coding region: 826-1245 (139 amino acids)
Biological process (GO): mitochondrial translation
Cellular component (GO): nucleoplasm; mitochondrion; mitochondrial ribosome
Molecular function (GO): RNA binding
Source: RefSeq, a predicted model, not a curated record